AUGACGGCGGACGUGAGCCAUGCAGCAUCACGCGUGCUCACCUCCAACAGCCCCCGCGACCCGAGCUAUGAUGAGUUCUCCUUCGUACCCUUCCUCCGCCAGAGCUAUGGCUUCGGCCUUGCCAGUGAUGUGCCCGUCUGCAAAGCCUACAGCGAAGGCCACUGCCCUCUAGGACCAGCCUGUCCCGAUCGCCACCCAACCCCAUCGCCACCAUCAACCACACAUGGAUCUCUGGUCUGUAAACAUUUCCUCAAGGGACUCUGCAAAAAGGGUCUCAAGUGCGAGUAUCUUCAUGAAUACAACCUCCGUCGCAUGCCCGAAUGCCAGUCCUUCUCGCGGUCCGGCUAUUGUCCCAAUGGCGAUGACUGCCUGUAUCAGCACGUGCGGGAGCAGGCGCGUCUGCCCCCUUGUGAACACUACGACCGGGGAUUCUGCGAGCUGGGACCCCUGUGUGCCAAGCGGCAUGUUCGUCGGCGCUUGUGUCAAUACUACUUGGCUGGGUUCUGUCCGGACGGCAAGGCCUGCGUGGAUGCUCACCCCCGGUGGUCGGAGAACCUUCCCCGUCCGCAGAUCCGGGUCGAGAAGACCGAAGAAGAGCUGGAACGGGAACGGGCGUUAAUUCGGGAGGAACAGGAGAAGGAGAAGGAGCGUGAGAGGGAGUGGAGGAGUGAGCGUGGUCGUGGUGGGGGGUUCAUGCGGGGUCGAUUUGUGUUUACAGAAUCGUCGAGAUACCCAGCUGAGAGGCAUGUUUACGCUUUAUUUUACACGGUUGAAUCUAUCAUGGUUGCAUCUUAG
Messenger RNA from Aspergillus niger, 795 nucleotides. RefSeq lists its product as uncharacterized. Gene Ontology annotation, molecular function: metal ion binding; RNA binding. The coding region runs from base 1 to 795 and encodes 264 amino acids. The transcript is spliced from 3 exons. NCBI's taxonomy places the organism in Eukaryota, Fungi, Ascomycota, Eurotiomycetes, Eurotiales, Aspergillaceae. The record is from RefSeq and is a predicted model, not a curated record.